CUCUCUUCUGCUCUGUGUAGGUUUGUGAAAAACCUAGAUUUCCAAAAUGAAUAAAGAUGCCCAGAUGAGAGCAACCAUUAACCAAAAGCUAAUAGAAACAGGAGAGCGAGAACGCCUUAAAGAGUUGCUGAGAGCCAAAUUAAUUGAAUGCGGCUGGAAGGAUCAGUUGAAGGCACACUGCAAAGAUGUCAUUAAAGAAAAAGGAUUGGAGCAUGUUACUGUUGAUGAUUUGGUGGCAGAAAUCACUCCUAAAGGCAGAGCCUUGGUACCAGACAGCGUAAAGAAAGAACUCUUGCAAAGAAUAAGAACCUUCCUUGCCCAGCACGCCAGUCUUUAACUUUGACCUUCAUCUGGGAUACAGUGUUGCUGUUUCUGUAUUAUGUCAAUCAUGUCAGGAUCGGAAUGCAGUUUCCAUACUUAAGGAUGGAAAAUCAUUAUUUUUUUUGUAUGAUGAGUUGAAGUUUCUUUGCACUGCAUUGAUUUCUUAAACUUGGUGUUAUUUUAAUAAAAAAUUUUGUCGACUUGUG
This is a messenger RNA of Nipponia nippon (crested ibis), 527 nucleotides long. RefSeq names its product ENY2 transcription and export complex 2 subunit (gene ENY2). The record is from RefSeq and is a predicted model, not a curated record. NCBI's taxonomy places the organism in Eukaryota, Metazoa, Chordata, Aves, Pelecaniformes, Threskiornithidae. Gene Ontology annotation, cellular component: SAGA complex; nuclear pore. Gene Ontology annotation, biological process: positive regulation of DNA-templated transcription; mRNA export from nucleus. Gene Ontology annotation, molecular function: transcription coactivator activity.